Molecule: messenger RNA, 1817 nt
Organism: Mesocricetus auratus (golden hamster)
Lineage: Eukaryota; Metazoa; Chordata; Mammalia; Rodentia; Cricetidae
Gene: Mcfd2
Product: multiple coagulation factor deficiency 2, ER cargo receptor complex subunit
Exons: 4
Coding region: 110-532 (140 amino acids)
Molecular function (GO): calcium ion binding
Source: RefSeq, a predicted model, not a curated record
GCGGGUCCGGCGGGCCGAGAAUAAGCGUCCGGCGGACGGUAGCUGGCAAGGUUCAUGCUGGAGUGCUUCGCGACCGCUUGCUUCGGCGAUUGUCAGGGUACUGGUAACCAUGACACCCCUGUGGCUGCUCAGAGUUCCCUUCCUGUGUGUCCUGCUCUGGACCUCUUAUGCCCACGAGCCUGCGGCUGGCAUCCAUCACAGCAGUGUCGGCCUGGACAAGAACACGGUGCAUGACCAAGAGCAUAUCAUGGAACAUCUAGAAGGUGUCAUUGACAAACCAGAGACAGAGAUGUCACCUCAAGAACUGCAGCUCCACUAUUUCAAAAUGCAUGAUUACGAUGGCAACGAUCUGCUUGACGGCUUAGAACUGUCCACGGCCAUCACUCAUGUCCAUAAGGAGGAGGGGAGCGAACAGGCACCAGUAAUGAGCGAAGACGAACUGAUUAACAUAAUAGAUGGCGUUUUGAGAGACGACGACAAGAACAACGAUGGAUACAUCGACUAUGCGGAAUUCGCCAAGUCACUGCAAUAGAUGUUAUUUGGCUCUUUAGUUAUAUGCAAAUGUGACCCUUGAUAAUGUGAUGGGAGGUGUCUGGUAAUGCAAAACAACUCAUUUCCAUCUUCUGCUACACACUGGGUAAGGUCCGGUGGCAGUUUGUUACACUGGGGUGGGGGAAAAGCCAAAAGGAACGCCAAGAGGACAAGUGAAUGGGACACGCCCUCUUAGUCCCCACGUGCUUCUAAGCUUGAGGGACUGGGACUGGUUGGGAAUCUUCAGAAGGGUGUUGGAUAUGAUUCCCAGACUCUCAGGAACUGGACUGCAGAUUGCCACUCUAAUUUCUUGGUGUUAAUUCAUGCUACCUGAAAGUAAAGACAGUAUGCUUUUCAGUAACAGUGGAGGGACAGCGUGGGAGCCGCAUGUUCUCCCUGGUGGGUCCCAUCUCCAGGCAAAUGUGGUCAGUGUUCUGUUCCCUUGGCAUACAGCAUCACGUGCUCUAGGCAAGUGGCUAUAUACAAGUGUGUAUUAAAGCCACAGCGUUAAGAAGAAUGUCCCCUGCCGAGUUCAGCGGAUGCAGAGUCUAAGAUCCUCUAUCCACUGGCAUUUUGGAGAUGAGACACCACUGGCCUAAAUAAUUAGCCUUUUUCAGUUCUUCAGUAUUUUUUUACUGUCCUGCCACACCCAAGCUGGGGAGGGACCUUGAAUUUGAGAGCGUUCUCUGAUCACUGUCCACUGUUUUCCUGGUCCUUGUAUUUCAUCCUUGCUCCCAGGGUUCCCUUUAUGGUGUAUCAACUGUUGACUUGAUAUUGCAAGUUUAAACCAUCAGUUGGUCUAGCCUACGUGAGAGCCUGAAAGCUCAGUCACUCAGAAUGGUGACUAACCUCAUCCAAGUCUGGAAGGAAUGCUUUAAAAAUUACCUCUUCAAGCCUGAUUGCCAGAUUUCUUUUCCUUUCAGGGAAGAUCAGAAAAGGAAGCCUAAAACCCUUUAGCAUUGUGAGUCUUAGGAGUAGCUGAAAGGGAAGCAGCGUUGGGUGCAGUUUGCUUUGUGGAACGUGAUAGACACACUCUAAAAGAGAAUCCUGAAUGACGGCAGGAUCGGGAGAAGGAGCUGAAUCAAAUUUGCUUUAAGACGUAUAGAGACUUAUUUUCUUUAUUAAAGUAUUCUUGUAAGAAAACUUACGUAUUUGUAAGACAGUUUCCUGUGUCAAGUAUUUGUGCAAUCAGAGCUGCCUUGUAAACUAUUCUUGUAAUAUCUCAUUAUUUUGAAAGAUUUAUAUAAUGAACUCACUAUCUGACAAUAAAAUGGAUAAAAAGAUAA